AUCAGAAGGAAGUCUCGCGAAGAAAAGCGUCGCGUAAAUCGCGCAAAGAAUAGUAAGUUCGUACGUUUCAACAGAGCAAAAGGCAUCGACGCCACACGGUGUGUCUUUGACGAUGCUUUCGGACGAGCUGGAAUCCGGCGCUACCGACGAGCAGCAGCAGGGCACAAGCGGCGAAGGACAAGCUCUGCCAAACAAUGGCUCUAGCACUGCAACUGAACGAGUGAAUCAGUCUUCCGCUGGCACGGACGAACAGGAGGAGCGAUACUGCUGGGUGUGCUUUGCAACCGAGGAGGAUGACAAAUUUGCACCGUGGGUACAGCCGUGCAAUUGCCGAGGUGCUACCAAAUGGGUGCAUCAGUCGUGCCUGAAGCGCUGGAUCGAUGAAAAGCAAAAGGGCAAUCCAUACAAGAGCAUCAGCUGCCCUCAGUGCCAGACCGAGUACAUCAUCAUCCUGCCGUCGAUGGGAAGCUUCGCGUUUAUGCUGGAGCGGCUGGACAUUAUCGCCAAGCAGCUAAGCCCGUGCGUUGCGGCCGGUGCGAUCGUUUGCUCCAUCUACUGGUCGGCGAUUACUUUCGGGGCGGUGACCGUGCUGCAAACCACAGGCUUCGAACGAGGUCUUUUGAUUUUGGAACAGGCCGAACCGCUCGCUCUGCUUGUGUGCCUGCCGGCGAUCCCCGCUGCCUUGGUCCUGGGUAGAAUGAUUCGGUGGGAAGAUAUCGUGCUGCGCAUGCUACAAAACACCCAGUACAACAUUCGCAAAUACCCGGUUAUUUCAUUCAUGCUGCCAGUAACAAACGAACCUACUCCAAGCUAUCCGGAACCCUUCCCCAACAACUCGAUCAACGCAUCGGAGCCGCUGUCGGUGACGCGCAUUUUCUGCGGUGCACUCAUGCUUCCCACUGUAUCGACGAUCGUUGGCAAAAUGUUUUUCAAAUCGAUCAAAAAUGAUCUGCAUCGUACGCUGCUGGGCGGGUUCGCGUUUGUGGCGAUCAAGGGGGUGCUAAAAAUAUACUUCCACCAGAAGAAGCACAACCGCGCCAAACAACGUAACAUACUGGACUACACACAGGAGAAUAUCCGGAAAUAUGGCUUCCGAAGUCAGCAUCUGCAGCAGCUGCAGCAACAGCACCAGCACCUCCACCAGAUGGCUAAUGAGCUAGCGGCACAGCAGCAGCAAGCUAUUGCAGGAAUAGGAAACGAAGCCGCCAGUGGAGACAACCAGCGACCUAGACCAUAGCAGCGUGUGAUAUUUGAAAUUCAUCUCUGUUUUUUUAAAGCUAAUUGCACGGUCUGGAGUUUCGAUUGUAUCAUCUUUGUGAUUUAGAUUACAUGAGGAAUUCUUCAGAGAUGCCUGUAGAUGAGAAGCCAGGUUCGAAUUAUGUCAAAAAAUACUUACGAGAAACUUUCAACGCGCUACGAAAUGCGUCCCGGAGAAGGUCCCGUUUUUAUGAACAGUUAGCUACGACUUAUUAUCAUUGGUUUUUAUUUAAUUCUCUAGUUCAACGGAUAAGUUACGACUUAUAUUUCUUUAAAAUCCAUGAAAUGCUUAACAAUAUUGAUAUGUAUGAUUGGCCCAACAAAUCAGCCUGUGUUUCAUCAAUACAAAGCAGUGAUGCUAAUACGA
Molecule: messenger RNA, 1624 nt
Organism: Anopheles coustani
Lineage: Eukaryota; Metazoa; Arthropoda; Insecta; Diptera; Culicidae
Product: E3 ubiquitin-protein ligase MARCHF5
Exons: 2
Coding region: 113-1237 (374 amino acids)
Molecular function (GO): zinc ion binding
Source: RefSeq, a predicted model, not a curated record